Thelazia callipaeda (thelaziosis nematode) is the source of this 450-nucleotide messenger RNA. Lineage: Eukaryota; Metazoa; Nematoda; Chromadorea; Rhabditida; Thelaziidae. The record is from the annotation of a GenBank genome assembly.
AUGACAAAAUCAUUACAAUUUGAGAAGCAAAAAACACAUGAAGCAUUCUGGACAUUUUCAAAUAAUUGGGGCUUUCCAUUUCAUGAAGUAACACAACAAGGAUUUAAGAAACUGCUAUUACCAGGACAAACAUUAGGACUAAAUGUAAAAGGUACUGAGAGACCAAACGGUGCUUUGCAAAACCUUGGGCCUAUUGGUUUUGGUGCUGGUGUUGCUGUUGGUACUCCAGUCGAUCCAGUUAGCAUUUUUUCCAAGGUAGGAGUCGAUUUCGGUAAAACCGGUCUCGCAGGAUACGUACCUUUCGGUUUCACAAAUCAAGGAGAACAUCGAAGUUUGAAUGACUACGAUGGCAACAAACUAGACAUAGUACCCGACCGCAAUUCUAAACAUGCUAAUGGCAUACCUAGUAAAUAUACCUCAAAAACCACUGAGGUACUCACAAAUACAUGA